Doryrhamphus excisus (bluestripe pipefish) is the source of this 1430-nucleotide messenger RNA. RefSeq names its product tripartite motif-containing protein 16. The record is from RefSeq and is a predicted model, not a curated record. NCBI's taxonomy places the organism in Eukaryota, Metazoa, Chordata, Actinopteri, Syngnathiformes, Syngnathidae. Gene Ontology annotation, molecular function: protein binding.
AUUACUUCACAAGCGCAAGCUAGCCUGACCAACACGCCGGGGUCACAGCCAAGUGCACGUGUCCCAGCGGCGCUCAGCGGGGAAGUGAGCCGAGCGCCGCCACCUGGCCUGUCAAUCAGCACCCGGCAGCUCAACCUUCCAGGGGCAAAUUUUAACGCUCCCUGAAAAGCAUCCCGCGCGCUCACUUAUCGCACUAUACAUUUCCCAUAGCGCCAUCAUGUUAACAUGUAAUCAGGCAACACGAGAGGCCUGCCGAGGCGCUAGCGGGGCCGCUAAUGAUCGCCGGGGGACGUUUGGACCCGCCGGCCGUAAACGCGGUCAAAGGUCACGACAAUGCAGGGCAGCAGAGAUCCCCUCACAACACCUCCCACUCGGAACCGGCUGCCAUCACAGCACACCGACGGAACCAUGCCCGUGCCCAAGAAAGCAGGAAGACAACCCAACACAGCAGCGAAAGACAAGCUGCCCCCCUACGAGCCCAACAUCCCUGAACCCACCGCCAGAGCCGACUUCGUCAAACACUGGAUGCCCAUCUCCCUGGAUGACAAAACCGCACAGAAGCUGCUGUGGAUCUCAGAGGGCGGAGCCAAGGUGGCUCGCACCUCCGACGCCGUGUGUCCGUACCCCAACAGACCGGAGAGAUACGAACACUCGCCACAGGUGAGCCUGCAGAGAACGUUCACGUCUGGGCCGCCUCCGGGUGGUAAAUGUGACGCGUCCCGCCUUCAGGUCCUGUGCAAGGAGGGUCUCCUGGGCUCCCGCGGCUACUGGGAGGUGGACUUCGACGGCUGGGUGGUGAUCGGCGUGGUGGCGGAGAGCGCGCCCAGGAAGGGCCAGGACGGCCCCUGCGGCCUGGGGGAGAACAGCAGCUCCUGGGGGGUGGGCUGGUCCGGCUCCUGCUACCAGGUGUGGCACAACGGCGAGAACGUGGAUGUCAACCUGCCCCUGUGCCACACCAUGGGGGUCUACGUGGACCAGCCGGCCGGCAUCGUCAAGUUCCUGGUGGUGGAGGGCGAGGGCGACAAGGAGGUGCGGCUCAUCCACAAGUUCAAGAUCAGCGUGCAGGAGAAUCUCCUCCCCGCCAUGUGGGUGGGCACAAACUCCUUCUGCCUUAUAAGGAAGAAGGAUCAGUGACUCAUCCGAGCUGGAAGUGGGAAGAAGUGGGGAAAAGUGUACAGUUGAGGUAGAAUGACACCGAUUAUGUUUUAUUAUACUAUUGUGUAUCUAAAUGUGUUUUUUUUAGAAGUAGGCAAAGUCUUUGAACGGGUGACUUUGCGUCUUUGCUUGUCAUGGUAAUAAUCUUCGUGUGCAAAAUAAAGCCUGCCAUUGUGUAAAACUACGCCCUCCGGCGGCACCGUGUGGCAUCGCGGCGCAUUCACACCACCAGCACGUGACUCGGUUUGCUCCUUUAUUUGAAACACAAACGUACU